GUUGUUGGGGGGGUGCGCAGUACGCACUGCGCGCGAGAUAAAAGAGCAUCUCUUCGUCACAGACCAUUUCAAUUUGAUCCCUUGUCAACUGGUGAAGGUCUUCUUCGCUGCUGCUUCUCAGAAUUUCUAGGGUUUUCUUCCCAAAUCUCUCCGCUAUUUUCGGGGUUUUGGAAAUUCUCUUAAAUCUUUCGGUUACAUUCCGAUGAAAGGAGAAUUGCAGCUGGAGCCGAUCAUGGAAGUGAAUCCGACCGACUCCGAUCCCCUCCUCGAGAAGCGGGCAGUGCCAGAGUCUUCGGUGCCGGAAAGUAGCACCAUCGAGAUAACGGAUGGUGGUGUUGGUGACGAUGAAGAGAUUGAAGCCGGUUCUGCUGCUUGCUGCCGCAUCUGCCUCGAGUACAAUGGCGAACCAGGUGAAGAGUUGAUAUCUCCAUGCAUGUGCAAAGGCACCCAACAGUUUGUCCACCGUUCAUGCCUGGAUCAUUGGCGUUCAGUGAAGGAAGGAUUUGCUUUUUCGCAUUGCACAACUUGCAAGGCACAAUUCCAUCUUCAAGUAGAGUCUUUAGAGGAUAACUCAUGGCGAAAAUUGAAGUUCAGAAUUUUUGUGGCCAGGGAUGUUCUCCUUGUAUUCUUGGCGGUACAAACUGCAGUUGCUGCCAUGGGUGGUUUUGCAUACUUCAUGGACAAGAAUGGGAACUUCAGAAAUUCAUUCAGUGAUGGCUGGGACCAUAUAUUGUCCAAGCAUCCCAUACCCUUCUACUACUGUAUAGGGGUGUUGGCCUUCUUUGUACUGCUGGGAUUUUUUGGGUUGAUCCUACACUGCUCUUCUCUCAACAACAAUGACCCAUGUGCAGCCGGGUGCCGCAACUGCUGUUAUGGAUGGGGAAUCUUGGACUGCUUUCCAGCUUCCAUGGAAGCAUGCUUUGCUCUGCUUAUCAUCUUCGUCAUAAUCUUCGCCAUCCUUGGCAUAGCGUAUGGUUUUCUUGCUGCUACUAUGGCAAUCCAGAGGAUCUGGCAGAGACACUACCACAUCCUAACCAAGAGGGAGCUUACAAAGGAAUACAUCGUAGAGGAUCUUAGAGGGUGUUACACACCACCAAAGCUAGACCCUGAACAUGAAGAGCGUCUGAAAAUGCUCAAGCUCCUGUAGAGGUAAUGUUAAUGGUAUCUCAGGGGCUGAUUUGUGAUAACACAGAGUUUGAAGGCUUUUGUAAAAUAAAAUGAAUUUUCAAGCUAUCAUAAAUAAGAAAUUGGUGUUUAUUUGGCA
Messenger RNA from Magnolia sinica, 1264 nucleotides. RefSeq lists its product as uncharacterized. The record is from RefSeq and is a predicted model, not a curated record. NCBI's taxonomy places the organism in Eukaryota, Viridiplantae, Streptophyta, Magnoliopsida, Magnoliales, Magnoliaceae. Gene Ontology annotation, molecular function: zinc ion binding. The transcript is spliced from 7 exons. The coding region runs from base 203 to 1147 and encodes 314 amino acids.